This is a messenger RNA of Coregonus sp. 'balchen', 6206 nucleotides long. NCBI's taxonomy places the organism in Eukaryota, Metazoa, Chordata, Actinopteri, Salmoniformes, Salmonidae. The record is from the annotation of a GenBank genome assembly.
GAUUGUUGUUGGGGGAAGAAGCAGGGUUGGGUCCACGGAAUUUCAUACAGAGCCAGUUUUCUGCAACUGCGGCUGUUCCACGCAUUUCUUUAGCUAUUUCAUAUAAACAGGAGAUCGAGGCACAUGCAGCGCUUAUUUUUUUUAACGAGUAGCUAGCUAGUGGGGGGGGGUUGAACCAAUUUAAAGCAGGGUCGGUAACCUAGCUAGCUCGUGCAUUCAUUUUUGACGAAGGCAGAUAGAGUGCGAAUGACGAGAACGCAUUAGCCAGUAUUAGCUAAACUAGUUUUCAAUAGGUAACCUGAAAUAUAACCAGACAUGGACGACAAGUCAUUCACUAAGGAAUUGGAUGGGUGGAUUGAGCAACUCGGCGAAUGCAAGCAGCUCUCGGAAAACCAAGGUCAAAGCCCUUUGCGAGAAGGUAAUUUUAACCCAUUUAAUUCGUAUGAUCUUGCAAGCCCUUAGCAAAUAUUAGCUAAGCUAGUUUGCCGGCUAUGUUAAGCAACUAUCUUAAAUUGCUCAUUGGUCCGAGCACGGUUCAUUUCUCCACCGGCUUUUGUAUGUUACUGCUAGUUAGUUAGCUAGUUAGUUACUUCCCUACUAGUUAGUUACUAACUAGCAGUAACUAGCUAGCUACAUUAUUCAGAAAAUGGCGGCGGAGCUGCCUAUUGCCAUUGCAUUCACUGUGGGGUUGGCAGACAUGCAUUGACUGAGUAGCAUUGAUGUUGAAUUUUUAUAUGAAUGUGUUUGGAAGUUUCAGCUUGAUAUCCUUGCUGUUCUUACGCGCCGUUCUGGCUUGUUGCAUUUGAAUUUCCAAGUGUGCCCCUUCGGUAUCAACUACUGUAUAUAGUUGGAGCUUAAAAAUAUGCAUCAUAUGCAUACAUUUUAUAAAUACUCAAACAAGAAAUAACAUACACACACCCAAACUCCCGCAGUUCCCCUCUGUAUCCCUGAUUUCCCCCAUCCUCUGUCUAAAUCCCUAACCCCAAACUCUUCUGUCUCCUCUCCAGGCCAAAGAGAUCCUGACGAAGGAGUCUAACGUGCAGGAGGUGAGAUGUCCGGUCACCGUGUGCGGAGAUGUCCACGGCCAGUUCCAUGACUUGGUGGAGUUGUUUAAAAUCGGAGGGAAGUCUCCGGACACCAACUACCUCUUCAUGGGAGACUAUGUGGACAGGGGCUACUACUCUGUAGAGACAGUCAGCCUCCUGGUAUCUCUCAAGGUAAACAUAGCCACAUGUUUUAGAGCAGGGAAGGGCAACUUUAAUGGGGCCCCCCCCAUUUUUUUUGUUGAAUUAAUCAUGAGUGGCUUUGCCUGAGGACUCAAACUGAAUUCUUCCGCUGCUCUAUCAUUCGCUACAUACUUCAGUCUGAGACUGCCAUCAUUGAAGUCGUUUGUGGUGAUGUCAAAAUGAGAGGUGUUGUACAAAACAAAGCGAUUGGAUAAUCAGCGAUUGGAUAAUCUCUAACCAAUCAGAGUAGCAAAGCCAAUGACACAUUUUCAAACCUCCGCCUUACCCACUUGUGUUCUGGCCCAACCCAUCGAUUUCUGGGACCAGUCAGAACAGUUAGAAUGUUUUUCCAUUCUAGAAAUUGUUGUGGAGGUACUCAGAUCCAGACUCAUUGCAGAGGAAAACUAAUGUUUGUGGGCGUGGCGUUUGCCCGGAGCAAGGAGUUUGGGUAGCCAGGCAAGCAGUAGCUUGCGGCUCUGCAUACCCACAUCCAUACCCACAUCCAUACCCACACAUGUAGUCCGAGCCGGCCCUAGCCUUUUGGAGGACCUAAGUAACAUUUUGUUGCGAGCAAAACCUUUUCGCUGCCCCCUCUUGACAGCGGAGAGAAAUUUCCUGCAGUUCUACACAUUUUGUGUAGAGAAAAUGUUGCAGUUUUUAAAGUAAGUUUGCUGCAAUUCUACACAUUUUGCCAUGGGGUGGACAGAAAUGUUAGCAGUUUUUGAUAUGUUAUCUGAGUGAGCGUGACUAAGAAAAUCUAUUAGGGCCCCCAUUCGGCAAUUCGACCGUGAUUACUACAAGUUAGCCUAGCAUUUUAUAGUUAGUCUAGCCCGCUAACUUACCCAUUUAAACAUUUUUAGCUGACAUAGGCUAAUUGAGUGACUGACAUAAGACAACAACUGCUGAAGCACGACCACAUGUUUUUUUUAUUGCACCUUGUGUAUUCAGCUAUUUUAAUUAUCGACAGUAAGUGAGAGUGAGUUCCUAAAAAAUUUUUAUAUGCAUUUUAUGAGGGGGGAUCGAUCCGUGGGCCUACAAAAUGACUGUGGGCUGCCAGUUGCCCAUCCCCGUUUUAGUGUACUCUAAAAUAGCUUUGUCCGAUUCCUCUCAUAAAUUCAAGUCAAAUGUUAUUUGUCACAGGGGCCGAAUACAACCGGUGUAGACCUUACAGUGAAACGCUUACUUACAAGCCCUUAACCAACAAUGCAGUUUUAAGAAAAAUAAGUGUUAAGUAAAAAAUAGAUAAAUAAAAAUAACUAACCAUUUUUAAAGAGCAGCAGUAAAAUUAUUGCUAAAAGAUAUUGCUUAGUUAGUUUAUUUUGCACAGGGACAAACAGCAACAAGGUUAAAACUCAAAUGGGUAGAGGAGGACCGUAAGUCUACAGGGAGAACAGGACAGCCUACUGAUAUAACACAGGAUAACAUUUACUGCUGCUACUGUAAAUGUCAUCGUCAACCUUAAACCAUGUCUGGUUUGACAUGAGAACAGAAGGUCACUGUGAAUGUAAUAUGUGUGUUUUUAUGCGCUUUUUGUCCCAUCCAGAGAUGUGUUAAUAAUUUUUUGUUUUUCAGGUUAGGUACCGUGAGCGAAUCACAAUCCUUCGAGGGAACCACGAGAGCAGACAGAUCACCCAGGUGUACGGCUUCUACGACGAGUGUUUGAGGAAAUACGGAAACGCCAACGUCUGGAAGUACUUCACAGACUUAUUUGACUAUCUGCCCCUCACUGCCCUGGUAGAUAACCAGGUGAGAUAUUCGUUUUUAAAGGUGCAUUAUGCAGAAAUCGUUCCGCCGCUUCCUGGUUGCUAAAAUUCUAAUUUGCCUCAUUUCAGUUUGACAAAACCAGCGGUCAUUGUGUGGAGAAUCAUCGUACCAUCUGAACCGCUGUGAAAUAUAUUUUCCAUAACCCAAAAUAUUGUAUUUUCAACUGUUUGAAGCUGGUGUACAAAACCGACAGCAGUAAAAGACGCACAAACAAAACUUAAGAACGUAAAGCAUAGAAAUAGUGCACAUAGAACAGAUCUACCGCUUCUUAGACUUGGUUUCAAUGAGAAUGACAGAUCUAUAAUACACAUUUCUAUGUGAAUUUGGUCAGGUCGCCCAAAAAGUGACAUAUUGCAGCAUUAAUGUAUCACAUAUUUAUUUUAUUUAUUUAUUAGUGGAAGCAUUACACAAGUGUCUUUGAUUGGGUCCUUGAAGAGCGCUAUAUAAAACGAAUAUAUUAUUAGUAUCACUGUUGUUAUGAAGUAGAGAGGAGAUUCAGCAACACGGAGGCCAAUGGAAUUCAAUAAAAAGCAUAUUUAUUGCUAAAAGUAGAACCAACGCGUUUUGGCUUUUGGCCUUCAUCAUGGUUUUUGAUGAAGGUCAAAAGCCGAAACGUGUUGGUUCUACUUUUAGCAAUAAAUAUGCUUUUUAUUGAAUUCCAUUGUCCUCAGUGUUGCUGAAUCUCCUCUCUCUCCUUCAGUUUGCUCCUCAAUUCGUGCACCUUGGUUGGAAAGCGAGGCAGCGGAAGGGAUCCCUUCCCUGUUAUUACGUAACCAUGCAAUUCAGCAGCAAUGUGCUGUACAAUACAGAUGUUAGAAGACAUUUACAACCCAACACAAUGUUCAUGUGCAUCUAUUACUGAUUUGUUUACAGCAAUAACACAAUGUUAGAUGGAAUUUUUAAAAGCCUUGUUCUAACAAUCACACAUAUUUGACAUGGAAAUGUCUAAUUGACUUGUUGUUCCUCUGCAGAUCUUCUGUCUCCACGGUGGGUUGUCCCCCUCAAUAGACACACUGGAACACAUCCGAGCGCUGGAUCGCUUACAGGAGGUUCCUCAUGAGGUCAGCUCACUUCCACGUUCCUAGAAACCACGUCCAAUCUUCAUACUACCGUGCUAGUUAGAAUGCAUGCCCAAUGUGUUGUUUCAUAGGAUUGACUUACUUGACUUAAACCUCUUGGCCCCCUUGGGAGCGUAGGGCGUCAACCAUUUGCUCUCCACCUCACUCACUUCUGUGAGAGGGCUUUUGCCUCUAGCCAAGAGAUCCCUGCUUUGUUCAGUUCUUGUAGAGUGCAGUGUCUCCAGUUGUGUAGCUCAGUUGAUAGAGCAUGGCGCUUGCAACGCCAGGGUUGUGGGUUCGUUUCCCACGGGGGGCCAGUGUGAAAAUUUAUGCACUCACUAACUGUAAGUCGCUCUGGAUAAGAGCGUCUGCUAAAUGACUAAAAUGUAAAAUAGUAUGCUGGUGUGGCUAUUGAACCAAAGGCUGAAAGCCCUGACAUUGUAUAUCAGAUAGUUAAUCUGUUCCAUGGACUUCUGGCCAACUAGUCACUACUCAUCUCACAGUUGUAAUGUGCGUACACAAAACGCCUUCAAUAAAGUCACAUCAUGUGGUGACGCUCCAAGUGUUGCAGCCUGACCUCACCAAUAUGGCCACCUUAUUCAAAUCAUGUGGUGUUCACAGUAUUGUUGACCUUACUAACAUGGCCACCGUCUCCCUCCCCCAGGGUCCGAUGUGUGAUCUGCUGUGGUCAGACCCUGAUGACCGUGGUGGCUGGGGCAUCUCUCCCCGCGGUGCCGGCUACACCUUUGGACAGGACAUCUCAGAGACCUUCAACCAUGCUAACGGACUCACCCUGGUCUCCAGAGCUCACCAGCUGGUCAUGGAGGUACAUUGGCACAUUUAAGUACUGAUAAAAAACAAACAAAAAAACAAUGAAGACUUUCUCUUGUCUUUGCAUUAUGUUAUGUUUUAGACAGUUUUGCAAAACUUGCACUUUGUCUUGUUCGGGGAUGUACCUCUGGUUUACUGAAUGUUUGUUUUGGCAGGGUUAUAACUGGUGCCAUGAUCGUAACGUAGUGACCAUCUUCAGUGCACCCAAUUACUGCUAUCGCUGUGGAAACCAGGCCGCCAUCAUGGAGCUGGAUGACACACUCAAGUACUCCUUGUAAGUAUUCACUUCAAAAUAAGUGUUUACUUCAAAAUAAGUGUUUACUUCAAAAUAAAAGUAUUCACUUCAGAAUAAAAGUAUUCACUUCAGAAUAAAAUUCCAGUUGACAAUGCUUUACCUGUAGCUUUGUUAAACUCCAAACAUUGGAAAUUGUUACGAGUAGAUAAGAAAAGGAAGCUUGCUAACUCAUUUGUCUUGAUUGAUGAAAUGAAGUGAAGCCUGUAUUAGAUCUCAAAUCGCUCCGAGGCGUCAUAUCAGACUCUUUGUUUCUAUUCCAGCCUUCAGUUCGACCCCGCCCCUCGCAGAGGAGAACCCCAUGUGACCCGCCGCACUCCUGACUACUUCCUGUAAAAGAUCCCAAUGCCUGUAAAGUAUUGCUAUAGAUUCUUUUUAGUCAACGUGAAGAAGAAGAAGGUGAAAGUGGGAGAAGGGAGCAACCGACCAUCGGAGUUGUGACAAAUUAAGCAUCCAUCAAUCCAUGGACCAAAAAUGUGUGCCAUCAUUUCACAAUGCAAAAUGGAAAAAAUGUCACAUUCAUCUUUUAAAGAAGACUACACAACCUACACCCACCACAGUCCUUGGAACCAGUUCCUACUCUCUCGCUCUGUGCAUGAUGUUGUAUUUAUCUCUGAAAAUGAUUCUUCAUUGUAAAGAUUACAGUGGACUAUAUAGGGAUAGGGUGCCAUUUUGGAAGCAGACGGUCUCACAUUACCUGCUGGUUUUGUCAGGAAAAAUAUCUGCUUUGAAUUAAUUAAUCUGCUGAGAUGAAUGCUUAAAUGUAACCCUUGUGUAAGGAACUUAAUUAUAAUAUAGAAAGGUUCACCAAAACUAAACUCGGUAUGGCCUCAAACUGGAAGGUUGCAGUAAACAUUAUGAUAUGUUGUGAACAUUUUUUUUGUGUGUGUGUGAAUUGAAAUCAUUGUUUUCAGGGUUGGUUGGGCGCUGGAUGUAAUUGAAUUCUUCUUUCUCUUUGCACUUUUGUAUUUAAUUUUUAUCACGACACUGACAAAGUACAGUGUUCUGUUUUACAGUGCAUUCGGAAAGUAUUCA